GUCUAGUCGAACGUUAGGUGAUAAGGAUCGACAUAGCACAGGCACAGACUGAUAGCUGAUAGGUAUUGCAGGAGCACAUUUCAUUUCACCUGUGGAAGCGAGCGAGGCAAGGCGCGCACUGCUGGCUGCCGGCGAUCGGCGAGGAGCGAGCAACCAACGCGUAAUCUCCGCGCAUGCGCACUGAGCGCCACUAAAAAAUGAAUUCCUGGUUCCCGCACUGUGUGACGCGCGCCCGUCGCCGCCGCCGCGUUUCGCCGAUCUUGCGAGUACCGGGCCGCACCGGGGUGUGGCCGUGGGCCGUGGCCCGUGGGUGCAGUGCAGUGAGCGUGCUGCAGUGUAGUGCGGCUAGCGUGCGGCUGCGGCACGGCAGCAGCAUGCGGCAGGCCUGCUAGCGGCCGCGGAAUGGCGCGCCGCGCCGUCCGCGCCCGCGCCCCCUGCUCCACGCACGAACCAUGACCGACCUGCAGGCCACCUUCGAAUUCUCCGUGGAACUUUACAAGUUCUACAAUGUCGACCUUUUUCAAAGAGGACUUUACCAAGUCCGUGUGGGGCUCCGCGUUUCCCCCAAGGUGCCGGUGCACAUUGAGGCAUCAGUAUCCAGCGGCAAUGGCGCCGCGAGGACGGGCCGCCCUGCCGCCAACGCCUCGCUUAUCGGAGGCCUGGCUGCCUCCAGGGCAUUCCAAAUCAUGUACAGAAAUGAGGAGGUCACGCUCCGGGAUAUUGUGCAUUUCAGAGCGCAUCUCUUAGUCGACAGCCGCAACCUCAAGGACUCCUUGGAGCGAGCGGAAUGGAGUCUCGGAGUGGAGCUCUGGUGCAGCGAGGGUGCGCAGUCGAACACCCUCGCGCCGGUUUCCUGCAGGGUGUUGAAGCUGCACUUUCAGCCGUCCAACGGCCUGCACUACCACUUGCCGGUGCUGUUCGACUAUUUCCACCUCUCGGCCGUCUCCAUCACCAUCCACGCAAGCCUUGUAGCUUUGCAUCAGCCUUAUAUCAAUGCACCGCGCUCGAGUAAGCAGUGGGGCAAGCUGAUGAAAAGUGCUGGCUCCAACUUCAACACUUCCGGCAGCUUCGAGAAUGUGCUCUUCGGCUCCGCGGGGAAAUGCACCGGCGGAAACUCCAGCAAAAUUGCGCACGCUAGGCAAGUGCAUGCUGAAGUCUGUGGAAUCCUCCUGGGUUCUCUGGAGGGGUUGCAGACUGCUCUGUCGAUAUGUGGCUCAGCAGGAGUGCUGCUCACGCCUGAGGAAUCAGCCAACAACUCCGUCGUCGGGGAAGUGGCACAACGUCUGAAGGAUCUGAACGACAUUGGCAAGAAAUCGGAAGCAGGUGAAGAGGAGGAAUGGGCAAUGGGUCUAGCGCACGACAUCGCCCGUCUCUGCGCCGAGGUGACGCUGCGGUGGCGCGCAUUCCUGCACCACACCUCGGACAGGCCGCACGUGCACCACGCGCUCGCCGCUAGGCACCACGCGCUACGCAUCAAGCGCUUCGCCGAAUGCUUCUUCGUGUUGGACAACCCACGGCACUCGCUCGCCGGCUGCUACGACAGCAACUACCAGUCGUACCAGAGCGUGGGUGAAGCAGUGCGACGCUCGCGUUAUUUGGCACUGCUGCCACCACUACCGGUGCACUGCAUCGCACUGGACGGUGACCCGCAUAUCAUGCCGAUCAUAUUCGAAGACAGAUAUCAAGAUACUGCUGAGUUUGCAAGACGUCGUUCAUUCUUGAAUUCCAACGCAAAUAAAUCGGGUAGUGAUCCCUUUUUAUGUACGGAAUCAAUGGGAGAAGAUUGUGCCUGUGGUGUAGGUCCUCUUAUGGAUUCCAGAAGACCAUCAUCAGAAGCUUCUAGAGUUACGCUUACGUUACCUAAAACAAUUUUAGACGUUCUCGAACCACAAUUCAAUACACCGAAAAGUAAUAAUAGCGUGGUACAAGCUACCUUGACUCUUGCACCACAAAAAUCUGCUCGAGGCUCCCCAAAAAGAACCCUAGUAAAACAAAAUGUGGUUGAAGUAACCAAGGCAUAUAAUAAGCAAUUAGAACUGACCGGAAGGAAUAGAUAUAUUGUACAAAAUAAUCAAAUUAGUGAAAUUCAACUACCGCCUAACAGUGCAUUUGCUUCAUGCUCUAUACAACAAGGUCAACAAUUGUCUAGGUACUCUGCUUCCACUUUAUUAGAUAUGAAUGCAACGAAAAGCAAUACCAAUAUUUUGCAUUCAGGUAGAGAUUUAAAUGAUACCAACGAUUUUCGACAGAAACAUGAAAUUACAAGUGGAGUGAGUACCCUGCCUGCAAGACAUAGCAAAUCUUUAGACCAAUUACGAGUUGCUCAGAUGACACCUUUUAGCAAUUCGCAAACUUUAACAAAAACUGUUAAGAAUAGUUCUAAUACUUCUGUUAAUUAUCCAAAACCCUAUCAUCAACAUCAUCCCCUACAACAAGUGAAACCUAGUACUCUCCCACGCAGUGUUACUACUACAGCAUACCCAACGAGCACAACUACCAGAUGUGGUACUAAAGGCGAUGACUAUAGAAGAAACAUAAGCGAAUUCAGAGAAAAAUAUAAAAAUCCUUGUAAUCUCGUUAACCCUCAUGGAAUGAACAAUGAAGUGUUCCAUAAUGUAGGAUAUAAGUAUGAUGGAGGGAUGAAAUGUAAUCCUAAUCAAGUGUACGGUUAUACAUUCGGUAAUCAGGGUACUCUGCCAGUGAAUAAUGUUAUUCGUAAUCCGUUAGAAUUUCAAAGAGGCUACAAUGUAAAUUUACCCCGUCCUAUGUUGCCUCCGCGUAACUCAUACCCACCAGUAAGUGGGAAAACCCAAGCGACUGAUCAAAAUAACUUAGUUUCUAAUAAACACGUUCAUAGGUCAAACUCUACGCACGUGUUUCAUCAAAAUGUGGAAAACCAACAAAUUGAUAUAGAAGCAGCACGGAACCAGUUACGACAUGAAUUGAAUUAUUAUCUUCAAAAGGGUGACUGGAGUUACGACUUUAAUACUGGAAGUUUAAUACAAAACUAUCAGAAAAAAUCUAGUAAAAGUAGCGAUGAUAGUGGAUUCGUCAUGACAUUGGACAGAAGCAGUGAUUGUACUUCCAAAUCAACGUAUUCUAAAACUCCUCCUUCGACACCACAUUCUACAAUGCCUUCAGUACGGCAUAAAAAGAGUCGCUCAAAAGAAUCCAAGUUAAAUAAUAGCGCCAAAGAGAAUGCCAAAGUCAAUUCGAGUCGUGAUUCACUUAGCAGUCAUCAUUCGAUCAGAUCAAGGGACAGUAAAUCAGACCGUCAAACCUCGAAGUCAGAACGAAGUACCCCAAAGUCCGAUAGAGGUACACCAAGAUCUGGAAAAGCUACUCCAAAAUCAGGAGGUAUUACACCAAGAUCAGGAUUAGCUACUCCGAAAUCUGGAAGAACUACACCAAAAUCAGGCAUGGCAACUCCAAAAAGUGGAAGAUCCAGUGGGAGACCAGAGAAACGUUCGAAACAUAAAGCUUCGGAAAAGAUGACUCAACUUAUGUCUGAAGCGGCAUCGUCUUCUAGUAAUGAAAGCAUACCAUUUGAAUUGCGUAGACUAGAGUCAUCUGCUAGUGUUCCAUAUAGUCUUGAUCAUGGUCCUGAAUUAUUAAGGCAUUGCCGAAGUGCUGCAUCCGUGUUAGAUGAACCAAAUAUAAACAACACUUUCGGUUCAGAAUCAUUACCAAAUCUAGCACCUCCUCCAGCGUUCGAAUCACCUCCUUUAGACAUAGCAGAUAAAGAUUUUAAAAUUUUGCCUCCAGAAAAUUUCUCUAAUAAGGAAGAAAAACGCAGCCAAAGUAAUUCUACGUCAAGUCUCAGUGAACAAAGUGGUUGGGUAUCUAGUGGACGGAGCUCAGGUCCAUCGUCGCCAGAUAAUGCAAGUAGUCAAUUAAAUCAAACCUUUACAUCUCCUGGAAAUCCAACCACGUCAAAAUCUGCUCCUCAAAAAUACGAAGAAGAAGCAAAACCAAAAAAAGUUGAAGGUGAUACUAUUAGUGAUUUUAAGAGAACUAUUUUAAAUGGAGAGCAGUUAAGGGAACGUUUACUGAAACUGGCUGUGAAAGUAGCACAGAAUAAUACGAAUGAGAAAAUAGAAUGCUGUGAUAAAGAAGUUUGUGAAGAAUGUACCAUAUGUAGCGACUCCAUUUGCACAGACAGCCAAUGUGAAUAUAAUAAAUUAAUGCAUAGUAACGGCAUAGAUGCUGGGUGUAGUUCUGACACAUGUACUGCGAGUUGCUUACAACAGUUUUCUGACGUACCUUCAGCGAAAGCUAAUCAACGACAUAAUUCUUUUAGCGCUGGUCAAGGUAAAUCGUACAGUUCAAGCUCUAAAUCAACGAAUGAGGGAACUGUCAAGAAGUCCCAGACUAUUGGUGACAACUUACAUCCUUAUAUUCGUAAGGAAAUUCCUUCUAAAGCCCAACCUGCACCCACACCAGCAGCUGGAACUACAGCAACUGCAAAGUCAAGUUCAAUUAACAAAACUAAACUCAGGGAUAGAAUAGAAUAUACCGAGAAAUUAAUUGCAGCAGAAAUACUAAGCCUUACAGUUGACAGAUCAUGUAAAUCACAUAAUGGCAAAAAGGUUCAAUCGGGACCUGUCUCUGCAGUUCAAAAACUCCAAAAUAAAGCGCGAUCUGAAGUUGAUCUAGCCCAUUUCAUAGGUGAUAAUGAUUAUGAACAUUUACCUCCUCCUCAGCAGUUUAGAGACGCCCCACCACCCCCUGAUGAAUUUAAGGAUCCACCUUCAAAGUCACCGAAGCUAAGUAGACAAAGCAGCAAGUCCUCAACGCCCUCGAAAACACCUCGAAAGCAAUCAGCUCAACCAUCCCCACUGCAGUUGGAUAAUCCGUUAUACCAUGUUUGUGAAGAACCACGUGAAAGCAACCUCAUUAGUAUUUUUGGCUUGGCUGAAUCAGAACGACUCUUCGUUAAAUGUAGAGAGGAAUUCCGGCAAAGUGUCAAGUAUCCCGGCGCUAUUUAUUCCGACUUUCCACCACUAGAAAACUCCUUGCCUUACUUCCAUAUCAGCGAUGAAUACAGAAUGUUCAAUCCUGAAGGUUUACACCUUAUAAUCUGCGUACAUGGCUUAGAUGGAAACGCAGCAGAUCUGCGAUUAGUGAAGACUUAUCUGGAGCUAGGACUUCCAGGAGCCAGAUUAGAUUUCCUAAUGUCUGAAAGGAAUCAAGGCGAUACAUUUUCAGAUUUCGAUACGAUGACUGAUAGGCUUGUUCAAGAAAUACUGACCCACAUACAGAAUUCGAGCGAUCCCGCUAGAAUCAGUUUCGUGGGUCAUUCAUUGGGCACGAUCAUUAUAAGAUCAGCGCUCGCUAGGAAAGAAAUGAAGCCUUUCCUAGGAAAACUACACACGUUCCUUUCGCUAAGCGGACCUCAUCUGGGCACACUUUAUAAUUCAAGUGGCUUAGUAAACGCAGGCAUGUGGUUCAUGCAAAAGUGGAAAAAAUCCGGUUCCCUACUACAGUUAUCUUUACGAGAUGCCUCAGAUCCUCGCCGGUCGUUCCUCUACCGCCUGAGCGAAAGGAGUCAACUUCACCAGUUCAAGCAUAUCCUCCUUUGCGGCUCAGGCCAGGACAGAUACGUGCCUCUCCACUCCGCCCGAUUGGAGCUUUGUAAGGCCGCUGCGAAGGAUACCUCGUUGUUAGGUCAAGCGUAUAGAGAAAUGGUCCACAACAUGGUGUCGCCGCUGGCAGCGCGCGCCUCCACCGUAUCCGUGGUGCGAUACGACGUACAGCACGCGCUGCCUCACACAGCCAGCGCGCUCGUCGGCCGCGCGGCGCAUAUAGCAGCGCUGGAUUCCGACCUGUUUAUAGAAAAGUUUCUGUUGGUGUCAGCUCUGAAGUAUUUUAGAUGAAUAUAGGACACACAAGGACUGCGAUGAAAAUGUGUGAAGAAGUUCUGUUUUUUUUUAUUAUAUGUGGUAACUAUUGAAAAUGGAAUGUAUUUUUGAGAUCGUGGCGCACAUAGCAGUGCUAACUCUGACUGUUCAUAGAGAAGUUUCUAUUGGUGUCUGCUCUGAAGUAUUUUCGGAGAACAUAGCAACGAGCGCGAAGAAAUUGAUAAUUUAAAAACGAUGGUUAAUUUUAAAACUUCUUUUGAUUUUUUUUGAUUUGGUCGUUUUUAAAAAUGGAAAAGCUAUCUAGAGAAAAUUACACUUGAGUUACUUUACUAACAUACAAAGACAGUUUGGAUAUUUUAUAAUAACUGGAUCUAUAAUUUCAGUACAUUCAUGGCAUUUUCGCAGAGCGUUCGUUUGUAUGGCAUUUUAAAAGAGCAUUUUCUCUCUCGACAACGAAUUAUUUCGAUAUUAUUUAAUUUAUUUGAGUAGUUUCGAUAGAUUUAAUGAUAAUUAUUGGAAUUUAUUUAAUUUUAUGUUAUCAUUAUAAUAAAUCACCUACAUAGGUACUGUUUGUACGUCAUCACUUCUACGAUUAAUUUACAUAAAUGAUGUCCACUUUUGUAAAUCAGUCUCUUUUCUACAAAUAUUUUUAAAAUAAGCAUUACUAAAAUAAUGUUACACUUACUUACAUACUAGUUGUAACGAAAUAGGUUGCUAAUAAUACUGUAUUAUUAGAGAAUGGGUAACAACAUGACGAUAAAGGACGAGAAGUCUACUCCAAAACCAGAAGUUGAAUGAAUUAUUCUUUUAUUAAAUAAUCACAUACGAAUCCUAAUUGAGAAAUCCUAUUAUUAAUAAACGAAAUAUAAUCUAGUAUUAGUUACUCCAUGUUUUGUCUCUGUUCUCUGUUGUGUUUGUUCGAAUGACAAAUGGGAUAUGCGUGAUAUGAACAAAACACGGCGUAACUAGUCUAAGCUUAGUCCUCGUUUAUUAAUAAACCCCCUUAUUGGAGGGAAGGAGUGGGAACAGACUGUAGAUCAGUGGUUAUUAACCGGUUGUCACCCGAAGUGGUCCGCGAAAUCAUUUGAGAAAUUAUUAUAUUAGUAUUAAGGACGCUAAUUUAUAAAUUCUAGGGAGGUGGUGCAAAUCGUUACUAGGGGUCCGUGGUAAGACAGAAAUUUUGACAAAUGGUCCCUCCUCACUAAAAGGUUAAGAACCACUGCUUUAGAUGAUGAUGAGACUUGGCGAUCUAUGCAAAAUCAGAGACAUUUUUAUACUGCUAGCAAAAAAAACGAUGACUUUUUAUUGCUAUUUAUAUGAGUUGACAGUUUGAUAACAGUUAAAGCUCAACAGAUGUUGUUCUCACUGGUAACGAAUAGGAAAAACAUCCCAUUUGUUACCAGUUCAUAAUCGCUCUCAAUGGAGUUGAGCUCUUAUAAGUUCCUAUAAUUUUGUCGACGCGUGUUGCUUUAAAGUAAGUUACUCAUUUUGGAAUAGACUUUUGGUUUCCAUUUGGUUACUACGAUGUGAUUAUUGUUGUAAGUCCUACGCAAUAUGUAAAUACAGUCUACAGCGCGCCAGGUUACCUACUGCAAUUUUAACAAUCAGUAAAACUCUUUAUCGUACUAAAACAGUUCUAAAAUUAUCUGAGGAUGAAAAUCUGCAUAUAAAUCCGUUUAGUAGUUUUUCCGUUGGAUCAUCGCGAACGUACUCUCAUGAUACAAAAAUAGUAGCAGAUUAUUUUGAUACUGAGAAGGACCUAACUUUAUCCUUAAUCAAAAUAAAUUUGUACAGUAAGCUUGUAUUGCCAUUUAUAUUAAUUUAAACAUAGAGCAAUCAAGACUAAAAGUAAAAGUAGAGUCUGUGCGGAAAGAGAAUGGGCGUGGCGAAAAACGGAACUAACAUUAAGAUUUUUUUUUGGCAAUCAAACCCAGCAAUCUGAAAAACGUCAAAGUUUUGUAUUGAUACGGAUUUGUUUGUUGUUGUGAUAUCUUGCGGUUUUUUGUAUUUAAUCAUGUCUAAAAAGGGUAAAACCGUACAAAUACGGUAGAAAAGCACUACAGCGCCCUCCAAUCUAAAUCCCAUUCUCUUUCCGCACAGACUAUCAACUUUUUUGUUUCAUACUAUUAAUCCACAUAUACCGACAACAAUUGUAUAAUGUAGAUAGGUAGAUAUUUUGUUUUUUUAAUGGACACUUACUCGUUAGUGAAACGUGUGAUAAAAAAAUAUUUAGUAUCCUAAAAUGUAGAGUGAUAUAUGAACAGUGUCGAAUAUAAUAAGAUAAAACCAUUUAAUUAAGUAAGUAGGUAAACUAUAAGACGGAUCUUUACACCAAUUAAUUAGGAAUAAUAACUAGCAACAAUCUACGUUAAUUUUAGGUUAUUGUAUAGGUAGAUGAUGUUACCUUGUUUGUGUUUUGCGUUAAUAAGGAUCUCUUCAGUCACAUUCUCUUAAACAUCUGCUAAGGAAAAAGCUACCUAGGUAUAAUAAAUAAUGCUAUAGGUAAAUAAUUUAUAAGAACACUCUACAAACGAUAUUAGAAAUUUGUGAAAUUGUAAAUCGUAUCUAACUAAGUAAGUAC
Messenger RNA from Chilo suppressalis (striped riceborer), 8442 nucleotides. The record is from the annotation of a GenBank genome assembly. Lineage: Eukaryota; Metazoa; Arthropoda; Insecta; Lepidoptera; Crambidae.